GUUCACCCACAGCCAUCUCGUCCUACUCGUGUUUGUGACAUGGAGGACCCGUCUAUCAUCUACGCUUGCGUCGCGGUUGCGGCCGUGGCCUUCAUCGUCAGGUGGUACACCGAUCCGCUGCGGGCUAUACCCACCGUCGGGGGCUCUGAUCUACCCCUUCUUUCGUAUGGUGGGGCAUUCAGAUGGGUCCAUCAUGGCAAGGAGAUGCUACAGGAAGGCUACGACAAAUAUCACGGCACGACGUUCAAGGUCGCUAUGCUCGACCGCUGGCUGGUCGUUGCCAGUGGCCCGAAGCUCGUGGAGGAAGUGAGGAAGCGCCCGGACGAAGAGUUGGACAACAUAGACGGGCUCGGGCAGUUCGUUCAAACGAAGUACACGCUCGGAGAGGACGUCCAUAACGACCCGUUCCAUGCGGACAUCAUCCGGGACAAGCUCGCGCGCGGUCUUCCGGCGGUCCUCCCCGAUGUCAUCGAUGAGCUCACUGUGGCGACUCGGGAGCACAUCCCUACUGAGGGAGACGCGUGGUUGAGCGUCAACGUUUCGGAGAAGACACGAGACAUUGUCGCUCGUGCGAGCAGCCGUGUCUUCGUUGGACUGCCCUUAUGCCGCAACAAGGGCUAUCUCGACCUUGCUGUCGACUUUACUAUCAGCGUCAUGAAGGACAGGGCAAUGAUCAACAUUUUCCCAGAGGUGCUGAAGCCGAUAAUCGGGCGUCUUGUCAGCAAGAGCGCAACGAGUGUACGUCAGGUUGCGGUGUACUUAGCUCCUCUGAUCAAGGAGCGUCAACGGCUAAUGGCGGAGCACGGCGAUGACUGGUCGGAAAAGCCGAAUGACAUGCUUCAGUGGAUCAUGGAGGCGGCUGCAACCCGGGACCCCUCGGUCAAGGCCAUUGUCGAGCGUAUGCUCGUCGUCAACUUCGCCGCUAUACAUACUUCGUCCAACAGUGUCUCCCACGCACUCUACCAUCUGGCCGAGCGUCCCGAGCUGCUGAAACCCCUUCGCGAGGAGAUCGAAUCUCUGAUCAAUGAAGAGGGUUGGACGAAGAACUCCAUGGCCAAGAUGUGGAAGCUCGACAGCUUCCUGCGCGAGUCCCAACGCCACAACGGUGUCAACAUCAUCUCCCUCAUGCGCGUAGCGCACAAGGACAUCACGCUCAGUGACGGCACGUAUAUUCCCAAGGGCACGCUGCUCUCAGUGCCUGUCUACUCGAUGCACCACGACGAGUCCCUCUAUGAAGAUGCGGCCAGAUUCGACGCGUUCCGCUUCUCGCGCAUGCGCGAGCAGGAGGGCGAGGCUGCGAAGCACCAGUACGUCAACACGUCCAUCGACUACGUCUCCUUCGGUCAUGGAAAGCAUGCUUGCCCUGGUCGAUUCUUCGCUGCGAACGAGCUCAAGGCAAUGCUGGCGCACAUCGUGCUGAACUACGACGUGAAGCUUCCGGGGGAUGGAAAGCGCCCUGAGAAUAUGUACUGGGGCGAAGGCGUGCUCGCUGCGCCUGCCGGGGAGGUGCUAUUCAGGAAGAGGCAAGUUUGAGUGCACAGCAGCGCAUCGAACUCGAAUGUGAUCAUGGAAAUGAUUGAUAUCUUCCCCUUCCGCUCGGUGAGCUUAGUUAAAAGAGACAAGUACAAGUGAUAUACAGUAACCAGCGUUAACGUUACGCAACAAUCGUAAAGGAGUCUUCCGACUCUCUUAUCUCAGCCAUCCUCUUCUCGAGUUGUUCAUACACCAAGCCGCCAAGCUCGACAUGGAUGACCAGCACAGACACAUUCGUCGAGCCCAACGUCCUGUCCGACUUCCCCACCGAAAGAUGCACCAUCCGCUUCAUGUCACCAAACGCCAUCUCGACACGCGCACCACCUCCCGCCGCAACGCCUCUGUGCGCCUCUCCACCGCCCGCGCACAGCAGAUGCGGCCGGUCGCAGUCAGACGCGCAAUCAUGCAUGUCCGCCUCCACGCGGCCCAUAUGCGACGAGAUCU
This is a messenger RNA of Trametes versicolor FP-101664 SS1, 1977 nucleotides long. RefSeq names its product cytochrome P450. Lineage: Eukaryota; Fungi; Basidiomycota; Agaricomycetes; Polyporales; Polyporaceae. Gene Ontology annotation, molecular function: heme binding; monooxygenase activity; oxidoreductase activity, acting on paired donors, with incorporation or reduction of molecular oxygen. The record is from RefSeq and is a predicted model, not a curated record. The transcript has 11 exons. The coding region runs from base 40 to 1533 and encodes 497 amino acids.